Lithohypha guttulata is the source of this 3192-nucleotide messenger RNA. RefSeq lists its product as uncharacterized. Gene Ontology annotation, molecular function: protein binding. The coding region runs from base 1 to 3192 and encodes 1063 amino acids. The transcript has a single exon. NCBI's taxonomy places the organism in Eukaryota, Fungi, Ascomycota, Eurotiomycetes, Chaetothyriales, Trichomeriaceae. Gene Ontology annotation, cellular component: cytoplasm. The record is from RefSeq and is a predicted model, not a curated record. Gene Ontology annotation, biological process: autophagy; response to starvation.
AUGCCACGAAGGAAGAAUCAUCAGCAUCAGCAACCUGUUUUCGACGAUCUCCCCGACUUCCCUGAUCCUGCCGAUCUUAACUUCGACUUCCACCGAGACGAUUUACAACCAGAGCCAGUGCAAGAGCCGGAACCGGAACCAGAACGAGAAGUGAAGCCAAGGAAGCAGGGCAGGAAACAACACAAGAAUGCACGCUACCAACCUUCGCCAGCUGAAGAGUUGCUCCCAGAACCAACCGAAGAGCUAGCCUUUGAAAACCCGGCACCUUCGCCUCGCAGGCAACACACUCUCCUUCACCAAAUCAGUCUGCCGUCCCAUUCCAAGAGUAAACCAGUCAACAUCAGGGAAGACCUUGCUGCUACAGAGAAGGUGUCUGAUCAAUAUACACCACCAAGCGAUGUUGGAAUUCCAGAUGACCUAUACGGUCGAAGCCCCAACUCGGUUGCCAUAUCGAGCGCUGGAAAUACUCCUCCAGUAGAGCCUGGCUUUUCGAAUCGCAAAUCAUUCAAGACUCGCACUCCACCAGUCUCACCUCCGCAGCAUAGUGCUAGACCAGUCAGCUUUGGUGGAACACCUUUGCCGAGAUACGCUAGACCACCCUCAGCUGCAUAUGGCUCUCCUCCUGCUCCUCAUCUUCCGCAACCCCAUUUCUACGGACCAUAUGACAUAGAUCUUGGCCUACCAAAGCCUGACGAGAACAUCACCAAGCAGGAUCCCCUCUUUACACGUUUCGUAAGUCUGCCAAAGCUCGGUAACUCGAUUAAGCAAGGCAUCAUAACAGGCUACAAUCGAACCCUCCAGAUAUGCUCAUAUGAUGGCACGACGGUUGACGAGGUCGGCACUCUCACAGAUCUGCCGGGCACUCCUGCUGAUGCAGAGCUCCUCUCCUGGACGUCCCGACCAGAUCCUUUCGCAGCCUUGAGGCCACUACUUGCCGUUACUUUUAUGCACCUUGAACCUGCUGAAGGAGGCAAUCCGCAGUACAGAUAUACAGUUUCUGUUUACUCUCUACGCUACCAACGUCAUGUGCUGGAUCUGCUGCAUACUCCAUCGUACACCAUACAUCCUAGCAUACCUGGUCAAUUUCAUGCAAACGAUCAUCCUGUCAAUCACAUCUGCCUCAAGGCCGACGGCAAUUACCUGGCUGUUUCUUCCGGCAGAUCAGGCGAGCUUUUCGUCUUUAGUGCACUUAGCCAUGAGGAAGAACCUACAUUCGAAUGUCUAAGAAAGUUCUGGACCACUAUACAACCACGCGAGCAGCCAAGGGGUUCUUCCCACACUCGACCUACCAUUUCCGAAGCCACCAACUCAAAGUUACUGCAAGUCAAGCCAGACGAGAGUGUACCGAUCCUAGCUCUUUCUGGUCGUUGGUUGGCAAUAUGUCCUCCUGCCUCCACCCCUCCGAGUGCUGGCUUCAUCCUCGGCGAGUGUAUAUUUACUGGACGGCAGGCUGGCCUGGAGACUCUGGGCGCUGGAAACCGACCAACUGUCAACUGCGAUGUUGAUUCACCCGAUGCGGAUACUUUACUCGGACGGGUCGCUCGUGGUGUAGCUCAGGAGAUGAUGAAGGCAGGCAAAUGGUUGGGUGAACAGGGUGCGCAGGCAUGGCAAAACUACUGGAAAAAGGAGGACGUUCCCACGACUCCUCCCUUCUACAACACUUAUGGCAAUGUGCCGCAGACUGCUCAAACUUCAUAUGGCCAUUUUCCGCCUACCCAUGCUGACGCUCAAGCGCAUACACGAGAUCCCGACCUAGUCUCCGUGAUCGACCUGAAAGCUAUGAGCGAAAGCUCCGCUCGAAAGUCCAAUGCAGCAACGCCAACAGCUACAUUCCGACCGCCGAACGGCUGUAGCUUCUUGUCAUUUGCACCUCAUGGACUUAUGUUAUUGACUGCUAGCCGUAAAGGAGACUAUCAAUAUGUGUGGGACCUUUUGGAGAUGAAACAUAGUCGAGUACUAACGCCAGAUCUGGAAAGAGACAACGUGAAUGUGACUCCCCAUGUAAGGCAACUCGCUCGUUUUGAUCGACUAAGCGGCUCCGUUAUCGUCGAGGUGGUGUGGGAAUUACCUACUCUGUCACGCUUGGCUGUGGUAACGAAGAACAAGACGAUUCACCUGUUCGAUAUUCCAGCUUCCGCCUUACGAUGGCCACCGCCACGCCGACCGAGGAAGAGUCGACCAACUUCAGCUCCACCGAAUGCAGUGCCAGAAACCUCUCAUGACCCAGCACCUGCAGGCGGUUUCUUUGCUUCAGCCAAGAGUUUCGCAGGACGAACACAGCCUAUCUUAGCCAACCUUCGAGGUAGAACUCCAAGUACAAGUGGUGGAUUUUCAGGGAUAGGGCAGGCAGGUUUUGGCAUCGCGGCAGCUACCGGAGCUAGAGGUUCGAAAGCCGUUGCCACGGGACUUAGUAAGUCACUUGGCGCAGCCACGGAAACAGUGAGCAGAAUUCAUCACGCAGGAGAGAGCAGGCUACACAUCAAGUCAGAGAAGGAUGUCGUUGCGAAUCGUCUGAUCUGGACCCGCAGAGUGUCUAACUGGGGUCUUGCCCUCUUAGGGGAGAAUGGAGUGAGGUACUAUCAGGUUCGUAAGAGCAAGCCUCGAGAUGCACGACAGGUGGAAGCAACAGUAUUUGAUGCUCGAAGAGCUGUGAGCAUCAAAUUGCCAGUCCUUGGUGGACGAUCUUCAAGAGAUGAUGUUCGUAACGUUGUUGCAAGUUACUUUCAUCUUCCGAACGUUCAAGGAACGGAUGCGGGAACGGUACAUCCUCUUUCAUUCGCCGAGAUCGACACGAAUGCGCCUUUCCAACCAUUCCAUUCGGAUCAAAGAGUUACUAUAUCCAUUUUCGCACCUAGCGAGCACGAUACGAGGUCAACGAAGAACUCAAAGAAGACGAAGUCAAGUGCUACAGAGUCAUGGGUGUUUGGGGACGAAAUUGCACAGUUGAGGCUCAACAUCAACCCUCCACACAGCCAGAACGACGAGGUAGCAGACUCUGUCAUUCAUCGUGAGACUACUAUAUCAAUCGGCGUAAGUGAUGAAGAUCAUGUUGUCAGUACCACACGCAGAAAGAAAAUCAAACGUGGUGUCACAGCACAGGAUGAUAAUAGCACAAAUCCUGGUGAGCCCACACAAGAAGGGUUCUUCGAGGACGAUUGCGACGUGUUGGAUUUCGCUGCGGAUCGUGUGUAG